Molecule: messenger RNA, 687 nt
Organism: Dentiscutata erythropus
Lineage: Eukaryota; Fungi; Glomeromycota; Glomeromycetes; Diversisporales; Gigasporaceae
Source: the annotation of a GenBank genome assembly
AUGACAGAAUUCUUAGACCAGAAUUAUCCUAGCAAACAAACUAAAGAAAUUAUUAUGACAACUGCACAAGAAUUCUUAGACCAGAAUUAUCCUAGCAAACAAACUAAAGAACAAGUAAAAUCUAUUGAUAUACAUUGCUCUUCAAUAUUUAUUAACAAAAAGCAAAAAGCGAAUAAUCUAACAAAAGGAAAAUUAGAUUUACGAGAAUUUAUAAAUUUGGAAGAAUUUAUUACCAGCGAAAAUGCUGCUAAGAUGAUUAUUGAAAUAGAUGUGAAAAUAACCGAUAUUGUUUUGCCCGAUAGCGAGUUUGGUAACUUUGGUCAACUAAAGCAAGAAAUAGUAAGGUUAAGAUUGGAUGUGUUAACUCCUCAAUUUCAAAAUAAAAAGGCCGAGUUAGAAGAAUUAGCACAAAUUGCUAAAAAUAAGGCAGGAGACAAUUUGGAAGCAAUAGUUAGCCUGCUUCUGCGAACUCAAGCUUCAAUAAUUAAACGAAAAAAAGGAAAUGACUCCUUUGCCCAGGAUCAAUUAGAAGCUUUUCGAGAUAUAUUACAAAGUAAAUUAACUAGCGAAGAAUUAAAGACUUUACUAAGCAAGCAAAUUGAACUUACUAAUUCAGAGGAACAAUUAAAUAAAUUACAGCAAAUUCGAGACCAGCAAGCUGCCCCAAUCCUCCACAACAAUCACUAG